CCGCCGCCGCCGCCGCCGCUGCUGCCUGGAUAUAGUGCGGCAAGGAGCGGAGCUCGCAAUCACUUUGCAAGGAGGAGCGCGCGGGCUGCGGACGGCUGGGGCGCCCCGGGAGCGGCGGCGGCUCUAGCAGAGGCGGCCGUGACAGCGGAAGGUUCUCUCUCCGGGACUGGACUGAAUAACUUUGGAACUGUCCACCAGUGUCACGUCCUGAACAUGAGCCUCCUCCUCUCCUUCUACCUGCUCGGGUUGCUUGUCAGUAGCGGGCAAGCUCUUCUUCAAGUGACAAUUUCACUUAGCAAAGUAGAGCUUAGUGUGGGAGAAUCUAAAUUCUUCACAUGUACAGCAGUUGGUGAACCUGAGAGUAUAGACUGGUAUAAUCCUCAAGGAGAGAAGAUAAUUUCAACACAGAGGGUAUCAGUGCAAAAGGAAGGUAUUAGAUCACGAUUAACCAUCUACAAUGCAAAUAUAGAAGAUGCAGGGAUAUAUCGUUGUCAAGCAACAGAUGCCAAAGGACAGACACAAGAAGCCACAGUUGUUUUGGAAAUUUACCAAAAACUCACUUUCAGAGAAGUGGUGUCUCCUCAAGAGUUCAAACAAGGAGAGAAUGCAGAAGUGGUUUGCCGAGUCAGCAGUUCACCUGCACCUGUUGUCAGCUGGUUGUAUCAUAAUGAGGAAGUCACCACUAUUUCCGACAAUCGGUUUGCUAUCUUAGCCAACAAUAAUUUGCAGAUUCUCAACAUCAAUAAAAGUGAUGAAGGUAUAUACAGGUGUGAAGGAAGAGUGGAGGCUAGGGGAGAAAUUGACUUCCGUGAUAUCAUCGUUAUUGUUAAUGUGCCGCCAGCAAUCACAAUGCCUCAGAAAUCCUUUAAUGCCACAGCAGAGAGAGGAGAGGAGAUGACAUUUUCCUGCAGAGCCUCUGGCUCUCCUGAGCCCACCAUUUCCUGGUACAGGAAUGGCAAAUUUAUUGAAGAAAAUGAAAAGUACAUACUGAAAGGAAGCAAUAAAGAACUCACUGUCAGGAACAUAAUCAAUAGUGAUGGGGGCCCGUAUGUCUGCAGGGCCACAAACAAGGCAGGAGAAGAUGAAAAACAGGUACUUCUCCAAGUCUUUGUACAGCCUCACAUAAUACAGCUUAAAAAUGAGACUACAUAUGAGAAUGGUCAAGUCACACUAAUAUGUGAAGCAGAAGGGGAGCCUAUUCCAGAAAUCACGUGGAAAAGAGCAGUGGAUGGCAUCACUUUUUCCGAAGGCGAUAAGAGCCCAGAUGGACGUAUCGAAGUCAGAGGGCAACACAGAAGCUCAUCACUGCAUAUUAAAGAUGUGAAGUUGUCAGAUUCAGGGAGAUAUGACUGUGAAGCUGCAAGUAGAAUUGGAGGGCACCAGAAAAGCAUGUACCUUGAUAUUGAAUAUGCUCCCAAGUUCAUAUCAAACCAAACAAUUUAUUACUCUUGGGAAGGAAAUCCAAUCAAUAUAAGCUGUGAUGUGAAAUCUAAUCCACCAGCAUCAGUCCAUUGGAGAAGAGAGAAAUUAGUCUUGCCAGCUAAAAACACCACUAAUUUAAAGACAUAUAGUGCAGGGAGAAAAAUAAUAUUAGAGAUUGCACCUACAUCUGACAAUGACUUUGGACGAUAUAAUUGCACAGCCACUAACCGUAUAGGAACAAGAUUUCAAGAAUAUAUUCUUGCUUUGGCUGAUGUGCCAUCCAAUCCCUAUGGAGUGAAGAUUAUAGAGCUGUCACAGACCACAGCCAAGGUUUCUUUCAGCAAGCCGGACUCCCAUGGAGGUGUGCCUAUUAAUCACUAUCAAGUGGAUGUUAAAGAAGUGGCAUCAGAAACCUGGAAAAUAGUACGCUCCCAUGGAGUUCAAACAAUUGUUGUUUUGAGCAACCUGGAACCAAAUACAACUUAUGAAAUCAGAGUUGCAGCUGUAAAUGGAAAAGGACAAGGAGACUACAGUAAUAUAGAAAUUUUCCAAACAUUACCAGUUCGUGAACCAAGUCCUCCGUCGAUACAUGGACAGCCAAGCAGUGGGAAGAGCUUUAAACUCAGUAUCACCAAACAAGAUGAUGGAGGGGCCCCUAUUUUGGAAUACAUUGUGAAAUAUAGAAGUAAAGAUAAAGAAGACCAGUGGCUAGAGAAAAAAGUGCAGGGAAAUAAAGACCACAUUAUUUUAGAGCAUCUACAGUGGACAAUGGGGUAUGAAGUUCAAAUUACAGCUGCCAAUAGAUUGGGAUAUUCAGAACCAACAGUCUAUGAGUUCAGCAUGCCACCAAAACCCAACAUUAUUAAAGAUAAAUGCUGUGAAGCGAAUAAAGGUGAAAAUGGAAGCCAGUCAUGGCAGCGGAAUGCUGCUGGGUUAUCUUUCAUUAUAGCCAUAAGUUUGUCUUGCGUGUUUUAAUGUUGCUAAAUCAUCUAUUUCCUUUUAUUCCCUGCAAAUUUACAAGGCUAAUCUAAAAUUAUAAUGAAAUAUUUUCUAAGGUCCAACUAAUUAUGCACCUAUCCUUACCCAUGAAUAGUUAGCCUUUUUUCCCUUCCCCAAAUUGUUGACCUUUAAAGUAUUUGUCAGAAAAUCACAGAAGGAAACUGAACCAGGAUUGUUUCUUCCAAAUACUAGCUCACAGCGUAACUUGUUUCAUUCUAAAUUUUUCUUUAAUUUCUAAAGUUGAGCUUAUUAAAUAUCAUGUCACUUUUAUUUGGAACUCAAGCGUUUGCUAUAUAUAAUCUUUCAUUUGAUUAUUUUACAAAUAUAACUCAAUAUCCAUGGCCAUACACUGUAUAAGUAGAAAUUUUGUUACAUAGAAUUAUGGAUCUUUUAUAUUGUUUUGGAUUGUUAUUCUUUUAAAUGUAAGUUUCCAACUUUAUAAACAUUUAUAAUAUUUCAUUGUUUACCAUUUAUAUAAAAUAUAAACCUGAUAACUUUUAUUAUAUUAGAUGUGUAUCCUAUUGUGCUGCCUUAUUUUCUUGACUUAAAAUGUCAUAAGGAAUAAAAGUGAAACGGAGCUCUUUUUCUUCAAUUUGAAAACCAAUUUUUAAAAAUCCAAACUUUUUUUUCAUUAAGUGAAAAUAUCUUCUGAAGUUGCCCCAAAAUAAAUAAAAAUUAAGUUUGAAUAUGUUUAAAAAGUUGCACCCUGUGCACUAGAUUGGAAUUGUGUUUUGAGGUGGCAUCAAGUAUUCAUGUUCUAACAAUAUGUAUACUUAUUUAUUACCUUUUCCUGGACACCUGAGUCAAUUUCUUUGCAAGGAUCAGAGAGAGAAAUAAAUAUUUUAGCUACUACUUUCAAGAAGAGGAAAUUGAGAUGAGAAGGAGGUGUUACUAGAUUCCAGCUCUCAGAGGAGAUUCCUCUGGAUUUGAGGGAGUAACAUAAAUAAUGAUUUUUGUUUUCACAUUUUCAUUCAUCGCAAAAUGAGAAAAGAGUGUUUUGUGCUUUCUACUCCCAGCCACAUGCUAGCAAGUGAUUCUUACUACUCACUCAGGACAAUUAGCAGGCAAUCAGAGUUAUAUAUAUAUUAACAAGAGUGACUGUAGCUUACAUGGUAAAUCAAAUUAUUGGUUUCUGGGCUUUGAGAUUCAUUCACCAAAAUCAAUUUGUUUUGUUGCAUGAAAAUAUUCUCUGUCUUUAAAAAAUACCUACAGGAUCCUAUCACGUAACGUCUAAAGAUAGACCUGCCUUCGGUAGUCUGUUUUCUGUAAUUUAUCUUUUCCAUACUCUUUGCUGUCUACUACUGUACUUUUUUUCUUCUGAGCUAGUAACAGACCUGUAGAAUGCAGAAGUGACCCCAUCCACAGAUUAAACACACUUCUUUCUCCCCUGCUGAGACAAAGGGAUUUCCCAAUUCCAAUUUUGCAGUGUGGGGAUUUAACCUAUUUAUUGGGAAUGUUUGAUUUUUAAAAUUAAAAGAGCCAAUGUUCUGUUUAUUGAAUAACUAAUUAUAAUUGCAUACUACAUCCAUGAUUGCAUAUCAUAUUCCAUGAGUUUGGAUAAGACUUGUAGAUAUGUUGAUUAGUAACAUGUAACAAGUGCUGGGAAGGAAAGGAGUUCCAAUAACACUUCCAUGAACAAUUUUUCCCAUUCAUUAUAACCUGACUGGAUCUCUCCAAUAAAUUGUAAAUAUUUCCGUGAGAAAGUCAUAGAAAUUAUCUUGAUUUAGUUCAUGAUUACAAAAUGCUUUUUUGAAGAACAUGUAAUAUGUCUUUAGUAAGAUAACAAAGUUGAUUUUUAUUUGAAAUUUUAUAUUCUGUAACUCAAAGUCACCAGUGAUAAGAAGAACACUCAGUCUGGUUUGCAUGAUACCUAGACUGACAUUUGGACAGUUCAGAAAAGAACCUAAAAUUGAAAUUCUCAUAUCUUAGCAGAAUGAUUUACACUUAAUGAGUGGUUCAUUUAGAUUUUUUAAACAUCUAAGUAAAGAUCAAGAUAUUAAUCCUAAAAUUAAUGAACUAUUUAUCCUUUGGCUAAAUGUUUAUUCUUAGAUUAACAGUUAUUUUACAGUUCUAAGAUAUGCAUAAAGUUUAAAAAAUUCUCAGACAUAAAAUAAUCGACUCUGUGCUUUGUCUUACGUCUAUAAGAAAUAGGAAAGCACAAAACUAUAAACAAUUCAGCUAUUGCAUUUCAUAAAAUGAAACCUUAGAGAUUGUAAAUUACCUUCUUGGAUUUUUUUUAUAUCUUGAUAAUAUGUAAGUGUUGCUGAAUUAUCUCUUUUAUUACUUGAGCUUUACUCUUGUUAUAUGCAACCAUAAAGUCUAACUGACAGCACGUUUUUGUCUAAUUAAUGUCUGCUGUAGGUUUAAGUAAAUGUGACUGAUAAGCAAGACAUAAAAAUUCUCCCUAGUAUCACCCCAAAAUUCUUUUUCAUCCAGUGGAUUUUUAAAUAAAAUUCUGUGUCUGAAAUGUAUAAAUAUGAAUUUGUGUGUAAGGUGAGUUUUGUUAUUCAUUGUGUAUAAUCAUAAAUAUGUACCUAUGUUUAUUGAUGUGUAUAUCUUAUCAGCCAAUGUUAAAAUCAUUUUAAAAGUUUGUUUUGACCAUAUUAUACCAGUUGUAAAGUUAGGUUGAUUUGCUUAUGCAUAAUCGCCAUUAUCUGCAUGUGAAGUAUCAUGAUUAAUUUUUUUAUGUAAACCUGAAAUCUCCUUUUUUCUUCUCCCAAUUUUUUGAAGUCUAUCUUCUUUUCUCCAUUUAUCCUUCAGCCUUACAUGUCUCUCUACUCCAAUUCAAGCUCUAAUUAUUUAUCAUAUAGCUAUAAGGCCCAUCAAACCACAUUUUAGAUAUCCUAACAGAUUAAGACUAGGAGGUAGUAGUAAAAUCUUUUUCCUAUGAAAUUUUUUCUUACAUGGAAGAACUUUAAGUAAAUUGUCAUUUUUAUUUUUCUGUCCUAAUGCUAUUAUUCAUUGGGAAUAAGUAGAUUUUAUAAACUCUAUACCCAUACUCUUUCCCAAACUAUUAUGCAAGUGUACAUAUGUGCAUCAAUUACUGGUAGACAAGAACAAGGUUGAAACACUUAAAGACUUGCUUCAUUUUUCUUAAAAAAUUUUUUUCUUUUUUUUUCU
Messenger RNA from Delphinapterus leucas (beluga whale), 5541 nucleotides. It is a transcript of the gene NCAM2, whose product is annotated as neural cell adhesion molecule 2. Gene Ontology annotation, molecular function: protein binding. Gene Ontology annotation, cellular component: neuron projection; membrane. Lineage: Eukaryota; Metazoa; Chordata; Mammalia; Artiodactyla; Monodontidae. The record is from RefSeq and is a predicted model, not a curated record. Gene Ontology annotation, biological process: cell adhesion.